AUGAAACCUACGGUGUAGAGCACUUCAAGCGCAGCUUUAUAGAACAAGUUAAAGUUCAUGGAGAAUGAUAAUGCCUAGCUCAAGCGACACAUUUUAGACUUAGAUCAAAGCUUAAAGAUUAACAAACAGAUCAUUGAUAGUCUACUCAUGGAUAAUAGUGAUAAAAAGUUACAGACUAUCAUUACACAGAUGCGAUAAGAUAAUGAAAACCUAUACUCCACAAUAAAGCAACAAUUCGAUGAGAUACAAGCCUAAAAUUCAAAGAUACUGAUACUUGAGUAGGUUAGUACCCAAUUUAAAAAGAAAGAGAUGGAAAACAAUCAGAUAUUUUUGGAUCAAAUUCUAAACAUGAAGCAAUAAAUUGAAAAGAAAUCAUUCGUGAUUGACAAUAAAGAGAAAGCUUUCAUGGACCUGUACAAAUUCGCUAAGCAAGCCAUCCCUGUAACUGAUAAAAAUUCAAUAGGAAGGAUAGAGCAAAUACUACAGAAUAAGCAGAUCUAGGACCAGAACCUUCUAAAUAUGAAUGUCCAAUAAAUACAUAGUAUAAUCAAAGAGAAGGAAAGACUUCAAGUAGAACUUGACAAGGCAUUAGUCGAUCUUGAUCAGCUAAAGACAUUAUUAGCUAAAUCAACUAUCCAAACAUUAAACACUUAAAUUUAUGAUGAAAAUGGAGACCAAAGCUUGGAGGUUGAGUACAUAGAUCAAGUAUAUCAUACCAUGGAAGGAGAUGGUGAUGAUCUUGGUUAAGGAGCAAUUAAUGCUAGUGCUCACUUCAAUCAAUAAAAUCUGAUAGAUUAAAAGCUUUCUAAAUCCUUUUAAAACAUUGUAGGCAAAAUGAGAAAGAAAAAGAAUAGUGUUCCAGGCCUAGAUUUCUCUAAUCUAAAAUAAAUCAAGGACUAUAAAGAUUGGUAUUCCUACUCAAAGAAGCUAGAAGAUGCAAUUAGACUUCUAAGAGAGAAGAUAAAUUAAUUGGAGGAGGAGAACAUCUAGAUCCAGGAGAAAUAUGUAAUGAUAAAGGGCAAAUGUGAAACUUUGUUGAGCUAGAAUAGCUAAUUGUAAGAGUAGUUAAAUACUUAAAGCAACAAUGAACGAAAGCAGUCAGCAGAGUAUUCUUUCUCAAAAGACUUGAUAUUUGACAAAAACGGUAAUAUUGAUGAGUAGACCGUCGAGUUGUAGCUUUAACAGAGUAAAAACUCUUAAAAUUGGCAGUUGUAGCAGCAUCAACUUAAAUUUAAUGCAAAUGCUUAAAUUAGAAAGGCAAAGCGAAAUAAAUCAUAAGCCACCUUCGCCAAGAAAAAUCUGACUCUAGCAAUUGAUAUCAUUGAGUAAGAUAACAUGUUGAAGCAGUAAAAAUAGUUAUUGGCAAAUCAAAAUCUUAAUGACAGUUUUUCAGGCAUUUAGAUUAAAUAGAAUAAAUCAGGCGAUAAUCAGGAAGAUUCUCCCAUUAGAGAAGGAGAUAUAGAGUUAUAUUGA
Molecule: messenger RNA, 1473 nt
Organism: Stylonychia lemnae
Lineage: Eukaryota; Ciliophora; Spirotrichea; Sporadotrichida; Oxytrichidae
Source: the annotation of a GenBank genome assembly